Acyrthosiphon pisum (pea aphid) is the source of this 4251-nucleotide messenger RNA. RefSeq names its product Polycomb protein Scm (gene Scm). Gene Ontology annotation, cellular component: nucleus. Bases 503 to 2374 code for a protein of 623 amino acids. NCBI's taxonomy places the organism in Eukaryota, Metazoa, Arthropoda, Insecta, Hemiptera, Aphididae. Gene Ontology annotation, molecular function: chromatin binding; zinc ion binding; histone binding. The record is from RefSeq and is a predicted model, not a curated record. Gene Ontology annotation, biological process: negative regulation of DNA-templated transcription. The transcript is spliced from 14 exons.
CCGAUAAUGCUAUUUAGUAUUUAUCUAAAUCUAAUCAACUUUUAAAAACAAUUGUCCUAGUUUACAUUUACUGUUUAGUUGUUCUACUUCAAAAGUUUUAUGCAAGUAAGUUUAAAGUAAGCUGGAUUUAUUUAAAGCUAGUAUUUUAGAGAAUAAUUAAUAAAUAAAUAUCUAAUGAAUUACAACCAUCUGGGUAUGUUUCUAACUUCUAAUUAAGUUGAUUUUUUUUAAAAUUUAAAAUUCUCUUGUUUGUGAAACAUGAUGUCUAUUAUCAAGUGUAAAGUUUAUCGAUAUUAAAGGAAUUUGUCAAUAGUUGAUUAAUAGUAAUAAUACUAACUAUUAUGAAUAUAGAAUAUAAUAUAUAUUUUAUUAUAAGUUGUCAUUCAGUUUUACAAAAUAUAGUUAAGUUGUUUAUUUACUAUCGUACCUAUCUAAUAUAAUAAAAAAAACUUAGUAAAAUAGAAAAAUUGAGAACUAAUUUGGACUUAAUUUUAUACUUAAUAUGCAAACCAACAAGAUGAGAGGUCGCCCUCCAAAGGCAAAAUCAACAUGUACUAUGUGCAAUGACUCAAAGCAUCCUUUAAAUUACGUAUUACCUACACAAAAUGGAAAAAAAGAAUUUUGCUCUGUCAAUUGUCUUACAGAAUUUCGAAAAGAAUACGUAAAGAACGGAUGUGCAAAUUGUGAUAAUAUAAUUAAAGGCUCUCCGGUUAAACAAGAAAAUCAAGAUUCUACUCCAAAAAACUUUUGUUCAACUGCUUGUUUAAAUAAACACCAAAGAAAAGAACAAACCAAAAAAACUGUAUUUGGAGAUGUUCAAGUGGAAAAUCCAUUUUCUGCUCACGGUAGUCCAGUAUUUGAUUGGGAUAAUUAUCUUAAAGAAACAUCAAGCUCAGCAGCUCCUACUUAUUGUUUUAAACAGCAUGAAGUAUCUCCGGAAAAUGAAUUCAAACCAAGUAUGAAAUUGGAAGCAGUGGAUCCUCGAAACAUAACAUCCAUGUGCAUUGCAACUGUCAUAGGUGUUGUUGGCCCCAGAAUACGUCUUCGUCUAGAUGGUGGAGAUAAUAAAAAUGAUUUUUGGCGAUUAGUUGACUCUUCAGAAUUAAAACCCAUUGGUUAUACAGAAAAAAAAGGCGGAAUGUUACAACCCCCUCUUGGUUUUCGUAUGAAUGGUUCACUAUUCCCUAUGUUCCUAUUGAAGACCCUAAACGGAGCUUUAUAUUCUCCCGAUACUGCUUUUAAAUCUGAACCAGAUGCUCCUACUGACAAUUUAUUUAAAGUUGGUCAAAAAAUUGAAGCAGUCGAUAAAAAAAAUCCACACCUAAUUUGUGUGGCAACUAUUGGUGAUGUUAAUAAAAACAAUAUAUUUGUUACAUUUGAUGGAUGGAGAGGUGCAUUUGACUAUUGGUGUUCAUAUGAUUCUAGAGAUAUAUUUCCAGUAGGAUGGUGUGUAAAAAGUGGCCACCCACUUCAGCCACCUGGUCAUAAAGGAUCUCGCUAUUCAGGAAGUAGACCUAAUAGUGCACAGUCUUCAGCAAAUGUAAAACAACAUUUUAAUGAUUCUAUAAAUUUAACUCCAGAUAGUGCAAGUGAUCUAGAAGCUGGUAUCCAAGAAUCAUGUUCUGUAUUUAUAAACCAUGAGUGCAAGUGUGGCCCAUUUAUGGAUUCUUCUAAAUUGUUUGAACUUCCUAAGCAAUUAGGGCCUGGAUUAGUACAAAAAGUUUUGAAAGACACUAUACAACAUUUAGUAAAUACUGCACAUGAUAUUCAAUCAGUUACGACAUUGAUGAAGAAACAAGGUGAUAGUACAUGUACAAUAACAGCUACAUAUGAAGGGAAAUCCAGGGUUUUUAAGUUACCAAAAAUUGAGAAGACAGAUGAGUUCUGGGAUUAUAUCAGAACUCUGUUAGAAGAUCUGUCAUGCUGCAAAAAUUUGUUAAGUCCCGCUUUAAAUGUUUGCUCCGAAUGUAAACUAGAAAAGAAUGUGAACGAAGUAAUAAAAAAUGAUAAUAAAAGUAUAAAACGACAUGGUUCACCAGAAAGUUCAACUCCCGAUGAAGUUACAGUAGUAACAAAAAAACCAUGUACAACUGAACCUGAAAUGGAAGCUGCAUCUUCCACAACCCCAACUGAAGGGCCAAUAAGAUUACCUGUAGACCCUGCAGAAUGGUCUGUAGAAGAUGUUAUUCAACAUAUAAACUGUAUAGAUUUACAGUUAAAUACAUUUGCUGAUCUUUUUAGGAAACAUGAAAUUGAUGGAAAAGCCUUAUUAUUAUUGAACUCUGAUACAAUGAUGAAAUACAUGGGACUUAAAUUAGGGCCUGCCUUAAAACUUCAAAACGUAAUCAAUAGAUUAAAACCUCGACGGAGAUAAAAGUGAAAAGCUCAUUGGAAGCUUUUUUCAUUCAAGGUUGAUAACAAUGAAUGUUAAAUUAUUAAUAAUUUUGUUUUAUCCAACUAUUUUAAUGUAUUAUGAAUGAUUGGUGCUUAGGUAAUAGAUAUUUACUAUGAAAUUAAUUCACAUCAAUUUUUUUUUUUUUAAGUAAUAAUACUUAAUAUGUUUUCCUUAAUAAAUAUUUUAUUUUAUUUAUGAAAUUUCUAUUAACUAACUUUUAAUCAUUGUACAUUUUUGUUUUCUAAUUUAUACGGACAAUGAUUUAUUUUUUCCCUGUAUGAAAUAUAAAUAAAAAUAUAGUUUUCUUAUAACUAAAUUUUAAAUUAUGUUUUUUUGUCAUUGAAUUUAUUUAACAUGUUGACUACGUAUGUCUAUUUGCUGUUUUCACCCAGUGCAUAUAAUAAAAGUAAAAAAACAGUAUUCUAUAAAUAACAUAAAGAAAUUCCUCUUACAUGGUCAUACGUCCAAACGAUAUAUAUAUAUACAUAUUUUAAAACAUUUGUUUAUCUAUUCUAAAUAAUAAUAAAAUAACAUUCAGUCACACGUAUGGAAUAAUAAACCAUUUACUUUAAAUAUAUUAUAUUGGAUGCCAAAUUACUUCAAAUGCAUUGCUGGUUGACUCUCAUGAUGACAAUUUAUGUCAGUACGCAGUCAACGUGUUAAUAAUCAAUAUAUCAAGAGGAUGUUACAUAUCGUCCCCGUUCAUGCAAAGUACACUAAGUCCAAAAAUCGACUUAGAAAUUUGUAUUUUAACAAUAAUAAGAGCUAUAAAUUUCACAGUGUCAUAUUAUUUACAACUACUCAUUAACAGGUACUUCCCUUAAGGGAAACUCAAUUAAAAAAAGAAAAAAACAAAUUUGGUUGCAUAUGGUAUACAUUUAAAGUUUGAAAAAAUUUCAAAAGCUGAUUCAUGUUUUUGGACUUGGUGUGUUUUGCAUGAACGGGGACGAUAUUACAGUAUUGUUACCUCUGUCUACCAUUUUAUAUACAUAUAUGUAACAAAAUAAAUUAACUUUCCAUAAGACUAAUAAUAAGCUUUAAGCCAAUAUACAGUUUAAUUGAUAUAUUGUUUAUUAUUUUCUCAGUGAUCAGUGUUGAUUCUAUAAUAUACAAAUUUGGAAUUUUGCAUGAUGGACAGGAAUUAAUAACAAUUUUAACUCUUAUAAAUGUUGAUAUUUUGUUUUUCCAGUACAAUUUUCUUCUAAUUAGUAGCAUAUUAUCGAAUUAAGAAAUUAUGAUUACAAUUUAUAAUUAAUUAAACUUUCAUAUGAUUUUUUUAUAUCUAUGAAAUCAGAAUAUUUUUCUUUACACAAUGGUUUUUAUUGGGUAUAUUUAAGUUUUAUAUUGCCUAUUAUAUUAGUGAUUGAAUUAAUUGAUUAAUAUUAUCGUUUUAAUAAUAUAUUAAUUUGAUAUUCUGGGAACCAAAACCUCGCUUAGCACAAACCAUAUAACUAUAGUCCAUAAUAUCCUAUUAGCUAAAAUUAUUGGUUUAAUUAGAAGUAAUUAGCAACAAACAAUUUAAUAAUAUUUAAAAAGGUAGUUGUGAUCAUAUAAAAGUAAUAACAUUUUACACUCCAUGGUUUUGUACUUUUAAUUUAUGUUAUUUUUUGUUAUUAGCUUUAAUUUAUGUAUUAGAUAAAUCUGUAAUAUUUUAUCAUGUUUUAAUUUUUGUAAUAUAGGUAUAUUUUAUUUUAUUUUUAGUAAUAGAAAUAUAUUUUGUUUAUUAAUUAUAUUGUAAUAUUAAUAGCCUAAUGGGAGAAAAAUAUAAUGGCAAUUGUUUCUGUGAUUUUAGAAAUAUUUUGAUUGAUUGUAUUGAAAAAUUAUAUUUUUUAAAUGAAUAUAGUAUUUUGUUUGCA